Molecule: messenger RNA, 2108 nt
Organism: Oncorhynchus masou masou (cherry salmon)
Lineage: Eukaryota; Metazoa; Chordata; Actinopteri; Salmoniformes; Salmonidae
Exons: 8
Coding region: 103-900 (265 amino acids)
Molecular function (GO): oxidoreductase activity
Source: RefSeq, a predicted model, not a curated record
AAAUUGCGUAAAUAACUUGGAACGGAGUUGCUAAACACUGCCACGAGUGAACUUGACCGAUUUUACAGAUUUAAACCUGGUUGUAGUCAUUUAAAAGCCGUUAUGGCUUCAGGGGAAGGAUUUAAGGUAUCAUCUUUGAAAGACAAAGUGACUUUGAUCACAGGUGCCAGCUCGGGCAUCGGGGCAGGGACAAGCAUCAUGUUCGCUAAACUUGGUGCCUUGCUCGCAUUGAACGGGCGCGACGUGGAAAACCUCACCAACGUAGCAAAACAGUGCACGGACCUGGGUGCUGCGGAGCCCUUGCUUGUACCAGGGGACCUGACCAACGAGGACACCGUAAAGAAGACAGUGGAACUGACCAUUGCCCACUUUGGCCGGCUGGAUGUGCUGAUCAAUAGCGCUGGCAUUCUGGCCAUGGGCAGCAUUGAGACCGGUGACCUGGCUCAGUAUGACAAGGUCAUGAACGUCAACGUCAGAUCAGUGUACCAUCUGACUCAGCUGUGUGUGCCCCACCUCGUCAGGACUAAGGGUUCUAUUGUCAAUGUGUCCAGUGUCAACGGGCAACGAUCAUUCCCAGGUGUCCUUGCCUAUUGUAUGUCCAAGUCCGCUAUUGACCAAUUCACACGAUGCAUAGCACUUGAACUAGCGUCGAAGCAGGUGCGAGUGAACUCUGUCUGUCCUGGUGUGAUCAUAACAGAUGUCCACAGGAGAGCAGGCCUGGAUGAGGAGCAGUAUGCUCAGUUCCUUGAGAAGUGUAAGCAGACCCACGCCCUGGGGAGACCAGGUGAGGUGGAGGAGGUGGCCCAUGCCAUAGCCUUCCUGGCGUCAGAUGCUGCCACCUUCAUUACCGGGGUCAACCUACCUGUGGAUGGGGGGCGCCACGCCAUGUGUCCAAGAUAAUAUCCUGUGACAUGAUCAUUGACUGGCAGCCGAUACAAAUCUGAACUGUCUCCCUUGGUUUGUGUCAGUUAAAAAAUAUAUAUUUUGAGUGGAGACAGACAGAAUAUAAUGAAAUGUAUAGUAUGCCCUAGUCUGCUAUAAAAGUGAAAUCAUGUCAAGAUCCUUUAGUUCUUCUGUGUUCAACUAGAUGACUGUACGCUUAGAUGGGAGAUUGGGUUUCAAACUGGAACAUGAGUGCCCUCGUGGUGAAGAUGUGAAAUAAGAAUUUUUACACUUUAAAAAGGAAAACUUUUCAUGUUUCAGUUGCAAUAAUGUGCUGUUUUACAACAACAACAAAAAGCCUCGGUGUAUGCACUAUAAAAAUAAUGAAUUCAAUAUUUUAUUGACAACUUUUAUUGAAAACUAACUCCGUUCAAGGUGUCUUUGUAGCUAACAAUUUUAAAUGUUAAAACACAAUGGUCUUCUUGGGUUUCAAAUAUUUAUUGAACACCUGAAUGUUGAAGAAAAGGAAAGUGAAAACUAGAAGCUGCAAUAUUUUGAAGCAGACAGAGGAUCUGCAAAGAUGAAUGAAUGAGCAUUAUAACCACUAACAUCUAUCCAUUAACCUACACAAAAAUCUGCUCUCUCACUCAGAUGUGUUAAAGUAAUGAAUGAAAUGCAAAUGGAGGGCUCUGAGUUGUGUGAUGAGAGGUAUUCUGAGUUUAUGGUUGGUUGGUCUGUAAAGUAUCACAAACAUGGUCAACAAUAAGGUGUAAAACAGUAAGUGUAAAAGCAUUAAACGGUCCAAAUACAGUACAGUUUUCAAAAAAAAAAAGAUAACGAAAUCCAUGAAGCCCCAAAUGUAUGCAAAAUAACAAAAAAUGCUCUGAUGAUGGGAAGUGUAAUAGAUGACAAAGUCGCAAAACCCAUGGACAUUAAAUAACAUAAAUUAGCAUGUUGGGAUCCACUGUAUACAACAAAAAGCUUUGCAUAAUUAUAUACAUUCAACAAGUAAUAAAAACAAGACCUAAAUCUUCAAUAAUAGCUUCCGACUCGGACAAAGGGGAUACAAUGAUGAUGCAGGGGGAAAACGCUGUUUUGUUAGCUUGAAAAGUGAGUUUGAUUUUUAAAAAUUACUUGCAUUCGUAAUGUAUAAAUAAUAUUCCAUUUUAAAGUAUAAAAGGCAUGUAGAUAUAUUCUGUCAAGAUUAAACAAGACCCACCACGGGA